Molecule: messenger RNA, 1567 nt
Organism: Teleopsis dalmanni
Lineage: Eukaryota; Metazoa; Arthropoda; Insecta; Diptera; Diopsidae
Product: succinate--hydroxymethylglutarate CoA-transferase-like
Exons: 1
Coding region: 182-1567 (461 amino acids)
Molecular function (GO): catalytic activity
Source: RefSeq, a predicted model, not a curated record
UCUAACAAUUUGAAAUGUUCACGCCAUAAGCAAAGUAUAUGGAAAGAGAUUCCAAGUUAGUGCCAGGGAAGGUCUCGACGAAGAAAAACGUGAAGAGAUGAUUAUUUUGUGUUGUUGAAGCAAAAAUAAAUAGCAACUUUAAUCAAGCAAAGUUAAAAAGUAAAGCAAAUAAAAGAUAAAAAUGAAUACAAUCGCAAGUUUUCAUAAUAUCUGUCGUAAGUUGUACAUCGUCGCUGGAAAAAAACAAUCGCAAGAAGCACUAUGGGCUUGUGUAAAUGCCAGUCAGCCAAAAAGAAACUGUGCAGCCAAAAUCAACAAUAAUGAACCAACAGCAGAUACCAGCAACUCGGCUUAUUCUCCAACAGUCACUGACUUCCACCCACUCAAGGGCAUUCGUAUACUUGACUUAACACGUAUUAUUGCUGGUCCCUAUUGCACAAUGGUACUGGCCGAUAUGGGCGCUGAAGUGUUAAAAAUUGAACGUCCAUACUUUGGUGGCGAUGAGGCACGUAAGUGGGGUCCACCAUUUUUAAAAGUAAGUAAAGAUGCAACCUACUUUCUCGCACAGAAUCGAAAUAAGAAAAGCGUUUGCUUAGAUUUAAAAAAAGGUAAAGAUGUAAUUUAUGAGUUAGCGCAAGUUUGUGAUGUGCUAGUGGAGAACUAUGUACCUGGUAAAUUAAACGAAUAUGGCUUGGGUUAUGAGCAAUUGCAUGCAAUUGCACCACAUUUGAUUUAUUGUUCCUUAACUGGCUAUGGUUCAGUUGGACCUUAUGCGCAAAGACCAGGCUAUGAUGUGAUUGCGGCCUCUAUGGGCGGUCUGCUGCAUAUAACUGGAGAACGUAAUGGACCACCAAGUAAAGUUGGAGUAGCAGUUACAGAUAUUGCGACAGGUUUAUAUGCACAUGGUGCCAUUUUGGCAGCUUUACUACAACGUCAACGCACUGGACGUGGACAGAAAAUUGAUGUCAAUCUAUUUUCUACACAAGUAUCGCUAUUAAUUAAUGUAGCGAGCAAUUAUCUAAAUGCUGAUUUAGAAGCACAGCGUUGGGGUACAGCACAUUCUAGUAUUGUGCCUUAUCAAAGUUUCAAGACGGCGGAUGGUUAUCUUACACUCGGUGCUGGCAGUGAUGCACAGUUUAAAGAACUUUGCUCUAUGCUUGAUAUUAAUGAAAUUGCUGACCAUGAAAAAUUCAAAACAAAUAAAGAUCGUGUGAAAAAUCGUGAAGAAUUGGUUACUCUUUUGACAAAUUUACUGAGUAAAAAUACUUCAAAACAUUGGAUGCAAUGUUUCGAAGGUGCUUCAUUUCCAGUUGGGCCAGUAAAUAGCAUACGUGAGGUUUUCGAAGACGAGCAUAUUAAAGGUAUUGAUUUAGUUAAAACUUUACCUCAUGCGAAAGAUGGUCAAGUGAGAGUUGUAGGUCCACCGGUCGUAUUUAGUGAAGCUAAGAAUGACGCACGUACGGCUCCACCCGUACUCGGAGAACACACAGAUGAAGUGUUGAAAACAAUAUUGGGUUAUAAUGAAGAGAAAAUGGAAGCAUUAAGAUUUAAAAAAAUUAUACAAUAA